Molecule: messenger RNA, 1389 nt
Organism: Morus notabilis
Lineage: Eukaryota; Viridiplantae; Streptophyta; Magnoliopsida; Rosales; Moraceae
Product: pumilio homolog 12
Exons: 6
Coding region: 1-1389 (462 amino acids)
Biological process (GO): post-transcriptional regulation of gene expression
Cellular component (GO): cytoplasm
Molecular function (GO): mRNA binding
Source: RefSeq, a predicted model, not a curated record
AUGGAAAACUCAAAUCCUUUCGCCAACGGGAACCACCAAGAACCAUUAACUCCUGGUUCGUCUUCGGAUCAUUCUCUUGAAAACACGAUUACGCUCAAUCUUCAAAACCUUCGUGUGAGAACUGACAAGAAUGACAACAAUGAUCAAGCUGAAUCUUCAACGAGGUCAAAUACGAAGGGUCGCAUAACUCAUGCCCAUGACAAUAAUCAGUCUCAGGUGAGAACAAUAAUUCAUCAGAACAUUAUUGAGCAUUGUGUUUUAGACGAGGAAAUUUCUUCUCUUGACAAAAGAGGAAGCAUUGUGUCACAGACGGGACCAAGUUAUCAACCAUCAGUACAGGACUUCGGAACUAAAUUCUACCGGGCUUGGAGAGAAACAGAUCCUAUCGAUUGUGCUGCUGAGCUAAAUCAAAGGAUCGCCAAACUGGCUUUGGAUCCAGAGGGAUCUGAGUAUUUACAGACGACAUUGAUGCAAACCGAUAAGCAGGAGACGGAUGAGAUAUUUGGAGGCAUUUUGGUUUACAUUUAUGACGUGAUGAGUAAUGAGCAUGGAAGUCGUGUCUUUGCAAGGCUAAUUGAACGUUGUGAUGAAUCUCAGCUGCAAUUGAUCGUAUCAAUAAUAACUCUUCAGACUCAACCUUUCCUAAAUUUGUUGUUCUCUAUACAUGGUGCAAACUCGGCUAAGAGACUGAUCAAAGUGCUUGGGAAAUCAGCCUCAGUUUCAGUUUCCAACAUCAUCUCAAUUUUAGCAAGGCAUUUCGCUUUCAUGAUGAACAAUCGAAUAGCAUGCUUUGUUAUACUCAAGUGUUUUGACAGUCUUAAUGCUCAUCAGAAUCAGAUACUAUAUGAAGAGCUUGUAAGGAACUCCCUCACACUAGCAACACAUGAUAAGGGAUGUAUAGCAUUAAACAAAAGCAUAGAGUGCAUCAAAGGCCUGCACAGAGAUCGACUCCUCGACGUAAUCUCUACUCAUGCACUUUUCCUCUCUCAGGAUCCUUCAGGGAACUAUGUUGUGCAACGUGUUCUGGGACUGCAACAUCCCUUUUUCACAAACAAAAUAUGCUGGGCCUUAGUAGGCAACUUCGUUAAUCUCUCUAUGCAGAAAUCUGCAAGCCACGUAGUCGAGAAAUGCUUAAAAACGCCGUUUGGAAUGGAUCGCGUGCUGUCUGAUUUGAAUGCCUAUGACAAGUUGUGGGAGGUUGCUAGUAACCGGUUCGGAAAUUAUGUCAUCCAGAGAGCUCUUGAACUUGCCCAGAGCGCAAAGAGCCCAUACUAUGAAAUGCUGGUGACGAAGCUCCGUCGGGAUAUGAAAAAAUUGGAGAAAGGUUAUGGGAGGAAAGUCUACAAUUUGAUCCUCAACAGUGAUGUGAAUCUAAAUGCUAAUCUCUGA